Molecule: messenger RNA, 1590 nt
Organism: Aricia agestis (brown argus)
Lineage: Eukaryota; Metazoa; Arthropoda; Insecta; Lepidoptera; Lycaenidae
Product: corticotropin-releasing factor-binding protein
Exons: 7
Coding region: 226-1188 (320 amino acids)
Biological process (GO): hormone-mediated signaling pathway; negative regulation of corticotropin-releasing hormone receptor activity; negative regulation of corticotropin secretion
Molecular function (GO): corticotropin-releasing hormone binding
Source: RefSeq, a predicted model, not a curated record
CUAUCGUGCAACUAUACAGGUGUCUAGUACAUUAAGGUGUUAGUGUUUUCGUGUAAAGGGUAGUAAAAGCGCAUCGGGGGGUGCGCAGAACAUAGCGUUACACUUAUAAAGGGAGAGGAAACUCGCCCCAUUCACAAGUCGGCCGCCAGCGGUAGCGCCCUCGAACGCAACCUGAUCCAAGUGAUAGUGUUUUUACAGGCUUUUAUUAAAUAAUAAUCAAUCAAUAUGAGACGCAUCAUGCUCCUGGUGGCCGUAUACCUGAUGGUGGAAGCGACACAAGCCCUAGUUUUGCCGGGCUGGAGAGGCAGCGAACGGGAUAGCCCUGCUGCAUCAUGGUUCUCGAGAGUUCGACGUCUGCCCCUCACCACGCAUCGUGUCAUAGAUCCUAAUGAAGAUUGUUUUUUGGUGACGUCGGAGGAGGGUGAGCUAUUCUUCAAGUCGCCGUCGGACGAGCCGACGGUGUGCGGUAUCUACAUGAUAGCGGAUCCCGAUAAGCGAAUCCAGGUCAUCUUCAACUACAUAGACGUACCGUGCAGCAAUGGCGGGCUUGUCGCCUGGGUGGACGGCUGGGAGCUGAACGGGCAGGUGUGGCCGGCGGACGCGUGGGACGACGACCGUGUCGUGGAGUCCUGCGACCGGCGACCGCGACGCAAGCUGGUGUCGCGACAGAACGCCGCGCUAGUCCAGUAUCGCGUGCCCGCGCGCGGAAAAGGCUUCUCUCUCACUAUACGACACCUACGCAACGCGCGACCAUGCAACCUAAUGCUGUUCGGUUCUGAGGGUGUGUACACACUGCGCAACCACGGCGAGCGCGGUAACUGCUCCGUGGUGGCGGUCGCGCCCGCCGCCGUUCGUGUGCUCGACCUAAAUGUGGGUCAAACUGUGAAGACCAGCCUGCUGCAACUCGAGACUGGAACCAUACAUCAUUGCACAAAGCGCGGGCUGGGCGACUACGUGGACGUGGGCGGCGCGGCCGGCCUGGACCACACCAAAAUGGAGGUCUACGACAGCCUGUGCGGACUUGACUCUAAUGAAGGUCGUCACGCGGUGUUUGUGGCGUGCGAGGACACGGUGGUGCGGUUGGUGUCCAGCGGCCGCUACCAGAACUCCGUGACCGUGGCCUUCGCCCCCCUCCCACUUGAACACAUCGAGCACGCAGACCUCGUCUGCGGCCUCAACGACAUGUAAGCGACUUCGGCGACACACUGAACCCGUAGGCUAAAUGUCCCGUCAAUAGAUUCCAUGGAAUAAGCAUUUUAAAACACGGGCGCUGCCUGCCAGUUCUAUGUGCUGAGAUUUGACUGGCCACGCUCUCGCGUGUUACUUUGAAAAUAUAUGAUAAUUCUGUGCCAACUUGUAUGCCCAUUUUAAACCACCUAUAUUAUUAAUUUAAGCUCCAACGUGCUUAGCAUAAAAUAUCUUGUUAGUUUAAGAUAAUGUUAUGUUGUCUAUGAAAUAUACUAUGUCCUCUGUUAAAAGAUAUAAAAUUAAGGAUCAUCUGUAACUUAGCUUGUACGGAUAAGAUUUUGUUGAUCACUUGUAGAUAAUAUUUAUUGUACCUCCUUGUCCCCGAUCGGUACAAAUAGUCGU